Paramecium pentaurelia is the source of this 8661-nucleotide messenger RNA. The record is from the annotation of a GenBank genome assembly. Lineage: Eukaryota; Ciliophora; Oligohymenophorea; Peniculida; Parameciidae.
AUGAAUGAUGACUCUUAAAUAGAAACAUACCAGUUUUAAAUAAACUUAAACAAUUUUGAGAUAGAUUCUUACUUUGCCUAUGGUUUAUGGAGCAGAUAUACUCCUUUAGGGAAUAUAGCUUAAGUAGGAUCGAUUGGAAUAUUAGAAAGUAAUUGUUUUCAUCUUCAUAAUGCUGUAUAACAAUCAACCAAAGAGUUAAAUUUAAUUGUUUAUGAUUGUCUCAACUAUGAAAAAUAAACAAUUGUAAGAAGAAUUCAAUUUAUUACAAUUGAUGAGAACUGGCAUUAAUAUGAAGUAUAAUUAGAUAAUUAAAAUUAUGAAUAUAUUUGGCAUUACUUUGAAAUUACCUAAUGGCCUUUGAGAAAAAGAUUUGAAUUAUUAAUUAUUCAAUAUCCUGAAAUUAAAUUAUAUUAGAUUGAAGAAGAUGUAUUGUAUCCAUAUAAAGACACUGAUUUACUCUUAACUUUUGGAGGAGGCUUAUAAAUAUAAUCAUAAAAUACUAUUUAGAUUUUAAAUGGAAUUUCAACAAUGUCAUUUUUUCCAGGUAAUUUUAUUUUAUAUCCAUUAUCAAUUGAUAUAAUGUCAAUUACAAGAUAAGCAGCAAAUAUUGCAUUAAGCACAUUUUAAUUUAGAUCAUAAUGCUUUUGUAAUUAAAAUUGGCAAACAGAUUUGAUAAAUUAAGAGUUAACUUGGUUAGAUAAUAUAAUAUUUCCCUCUUAAUAUCCUAAUUGUAAUUCAUUUUAAUUAAAAACUUGGAUUAAAAUUACAAAUAUUCACCAAACAUCAUAAGAGUUUUAAUAUUAAAUUAUAAAGUUAUCUGCUAACUUUGAAAAUACUUAAUUAACUGAUGAUAAUUUGUCUACCUUUUAAUUAUUUUAUAAGUUUAAUUAAUUAAAAACUUAACUGAUUUUUACUACUUAUAGUUAUACCUUUCCUAUUGUAUCUAUUAAUUUUUAAAAUGAUCCAUUUUUAAUAAGAAAAGAAUUUGAUCUUAUAAACGAUAUCAAACUUUGGCAUUAUGUUUAAGUGAUAUUAAAAGAUAAUUAAUUAACAAUAUCAAUAAUAUUCUAUGGAGAAUUUACUCAUUUUGAUUAUAAAACUAUAUUGACAGUAAAUUAAUUUAAUUUGAUGAAAUUAAAAUUAUAAUAUGGAAAUAUAUUAUAAAGUACCAAUAACUAUUUAACUGUUAAAUUUGUAGAUUCAUCUUUUGUAAAUUGUGUUGAUAAUGACGUAAUACUUGAACUAAAUUGUCAUUUUAGUUGCUAAGAAUGUGAUGGACCAACAAAUUAAGAUUGUUUAUCUUGUUCUAAAGAAUCAAAUCGUAUUUAUAAACCUUAGCAAAAGUCUUGUGUUUGUCCAUAUAAUACUAUUGAUGAUUAAUAAUGUAAGGAUUUUUAAAGUUAUAAUUUUAUCAUUGUAAAUGAAAAUGUAAACAAUUAAAAAUGUCUUCAAGGAUAUUUUUAAUUUGAAUAAAAAUGUAUAAAAUGGUAAUUUAAAUCUUUAUAUCUAGUCCCUCUAUUAUAAGUAAUAUAAUCACAACAUGUUUAGAAUGUAUUUAUUAACCUGAAAGUUGGGCAAGUGAUCCAUUUUGCAAAACAAAUAUUUUUAAUGAUGUUUAAGGGACAGUCACUUAGUUUUUAUAAACUUAAUAAUAAUAUUAUAUUUUUGAUGGUAAUGAGAUUAUACCAAGAUAAAUUUAAAAUUCAAUACUAAUAAAUGAAGAUCUUAUUAACGAAUUAGAAUUAGUAUCAUUAUAAUUUAGGAGUUUAUGUUUUCGAUCCUAAUCUCCUUAAGCAAUUUGGAGAAGUGAGAAAGAAUGUUUUAAUUGUGCAUUGGAAAAUUGCUUUAUUUGUUAGAUUACUGCAUCAAAAACAGUAUGCUUGAAAUGUGAUUAUUUUUCAGAACUUAAAGAUGGAAUUUGUGUUAUUACAGGAAUGAUUGGGGGAAUUGAAAUCAAUAAGUGUCUUGCUCCUUAUUAUAUUACUUCAACUUAUUAAUGUAAAUUAUGCAAUAUUGAAAAUUGUUAAUAUUGUUUUGAAUAUUUAAGUAAUGAUUUAACUAAAUGUACUCUAUAUAAGUAUUUUGAAUAAUUUGAUUUUAAUGAAUAUCAUCAAAUAGGAUGUGCAUUAUGCAAAGAUGGUUUUAUUUUUGAUUUCAUUUAAGGUAUAUGUAAAUAUCAAAAACCAUAUAUAAAUAAUUGCAUUAGAUCUUAUAUAAAUUUAUAAGGAUAUGAAAUAUGUACUCUAUCUAAAGAAGAUAAUUUUAAUAUUGCUCCUGAAAUUAUUGGUUGCAAUAAAUAUAUAUCCUAUUGUAAAUAAUGUUUAUAAACUCCUUAAAAAGUAAUCAAAUGUAUAUUGUGUGAAGAUGGUUAUACAACUUCAUUAACUACAGGAUCAUGUUAUAAAUGUUCUAUUGAGAAUUCUAAAAUAUGCAUUGAAGGUCAUUAUUAAUUAAAAGAUGAUUGGGUAUAAUUGAUUUAAAGCUUUUUAAUGUAAUUUUUACCUAAUCAAUAUUUGUAUCCUAAACCUAAUUCAUUUCGUUUCAUAGUUGAAUUACCAUUUGAAUGUUCACUAGGCUAUAAACCUGAUCCUUAUAGUAAUUGUAUCAAAUAUUGUGAUUCUGAUUGUUUAUAGUGUUUAUUGUCUUAAGAUCUUCCAUAUAGAUAUUAUUGUAAUGAAUGUCCAUUAAAUUAUUAUAAGUUACCAAUAAUUUCAUCAGAAUAAGGUAAAUGCAUUCAAUGUCCAUAAUUAUGUUAGUUAUGCUAAUCUAGAACUGAAUAAGAAAUCAAAGUAUUAUUAUAACUCAAAUUUAGAAUAUCAAUCCUUAUUUUAUAGUAACAGAUCAAACUAUUAUAUAUACUUAUAAAUGUCUUUAAAAAGCUCCAGAUAAUAAUAUAGUAAUUGAUCCUUAUACUAAAGUUGCUAAAUAUUGUGAAAAUUCUAUAUGUAUAGACAAUAUUAAAUAUCAAGUAAUCAUAAAUUAUGAUCUUAGUUUGAAGUUAAUUGUGAUAAUAAUUAAUUCAUUUUCUAAAAAGGAUUUCAAUAUGAUUAUUAUGAAUAGUAGAUUAAUCUCAAUUAUUCUAAUUAAUUAGGUAUAAAUAAAUUGACUAUAAUUUUUAAUUUUAUAUUGAUUUCUGAAGAAUCUUGCAAUUUUAUAGAUGAAACUAUUAUAUAGAAUUAAUUUAAAUAGAAUAUCUUUUCAAUUUAACAAGCACAAAUUUAAAUAAUAGGAAGUGAUAAAUAAAAUAAGGCAUUCCAAAGUAAAUUAAGAAUAUCAAAUUAUGAUACUGUAUAAAUCAUAAAUAUGUUAUUUUAUAUUAUGCCUGAAUCAUUUAUGUCUUUUGAUAAUUAUGAUGAUCCAAUUAAUUUAAUAAUUACUAAUACAACCAUAUUUGGAGAUAUUAAUUAAAUAUCAAAAUACUCAAUUAAUUUUACUAAAAGUAAUGAUUGUAUUUUAUAAAAUAUAUCUUUUACUAAUUUAAAUUUAAAUAAUUCUAUACUAUUUGAACAUACUUUAGGAAAUUCUAAUAAUUAAAUUUAAUUUUGGAAUAUUAUCAUAGAUAAUUGUAUAUUUUAAAAUUCAGUAUUAUUUUAAUUUAUUAAUUCUAAACAGAAUAUAAAAAUAAAUUAUAUAACUAUUAGUAAUUGCUAAUUUUAUAAUUCUACAAUAUUCAAUUUUAAUUCUACUGUUGAAGAUUAAAUUCAUAUCUUCUUUGAUGAUAUUACUAUUUAUAAUAAUUUAAUCAUACUAUCAACAUUUGUAUAAAAUACUUAAUAACUAUCAGUUUCCUUUAGAAAUAUUAUAUUUUCUUAAAAUAAUGUAUCCUAUUCAAAAAUAUUAGUUUUAACCAAUAAUCUAUAAAUCUAAAACACAUAUAUCAUCUAUAAUAAAUUCACUCAUUCUUAAUAUUUAUUUUAUAAUUCCUAAUUAAGAAAAGCAAAAGAUAUUUAUAUUUACACUUUAAGUGUCAAAUCCAAUGAUUUUACAAAUUCAUCAUUAUUAAAUUUACUAUCAAUAGAUUUUAAUGAUAAUUUGAAAGUUACCAUAAGUAAUAUAUUAUUAAAAAACAACAUUAGAUAACUAAUUUCUGAAUAAUUAUAUCUAUUUAGUUUGACUUGUUAAUAAAUAUUAAUUUAAAAUUGUACUAUAGAAUCAUCAAUAAAUCUACAUCAUUUUAAAUUAUUUGAUACAUAAUCAAUUAAAAUUGAGAACAUAACUUACUUAAAUUUAUAAUAAGUUUAAUAAGUACCUUAUUCAUUUGAAUGUAUUAAUAGUAAUGAUAAAUCUUCAUAAUUACUAUAUGUUUCAGGAUUUUAGAAACUUUUCAUUUAAAAAAUUUGGAUUUAUAAUUAAUUUAGUAUCGAUAUUUCUUUAGUUCAUAUACUUUCAAACAUUUUGUAUUAACCAAAUGUAAAAGAAAUAAUUGAAAUCAAGGAUGCUUUAUUUUAAGGAAAUAUAUUAUUAAAACAAAAUUUAGGUAGUAUUUUUUCGUAAAUAUUGAUAUAUUCAGAAAAAUUAUAAGAAAUUCGACUAGAAAAUAUUAUUUUUUAAGAAGACUUUUUUAACGAAUAAAUUGAUGAUCCAUCAUAAACCUCAGCUGGACUUUUAUUCAUUAAUUCCUAAUAAAGUAAUGUGUUUAUAAACAAUAUUACAUGCUAAUAAAAUGCAAUAACUAAUUCUUCCAAUUCAUUUAUUUAUAUCAACUCAAUAUCUGUUUAGAUUUAAUAUAUUAGAAUAAAGAAUCAUAACUAUUUAAAUUACACUAUUUGGUAAAAAUAUUAUACUAUUCCCUUAUCAAAUUAAAACAAUUAAGAUGAAAUCAAUUUAAUAAUAUCUUCUAUAUAUACUAUUUAAAAUAAAGGAGGGGCAAUGUCUAUAACUUCUUCCUAUAUUAAUAUUACUUAAGGUCAAUUCACUUAGAUAUAUUCUUAAAGCAGUUCAAUCUUUGACAUUAAAACCUAAGGUUUAGGUAUUGUUAAGUUUGAAUCACUCUAUAUUAGUUAAGCUGAAGUUGAUUUAGUAUCAUCAACUGAGACACAAGGUUGUGUUAGUAUAUACUCUAAAAACAGUCAGUUAAAUUUAUAAAUUAAAAAUGUAUAAUUUUAGAAUGUCUUUAACAGAUUGAGUUCUUCAAUUUUGUCAAUUAUUCCAUCACAAAAAUAUAAUAAGAUUGAUAUUCAUAAUGUAAUAUUAGAAAAUUGUUUGUCAUUAAAUAAUCAAUUCAUGAAAAUUGAAUUUUCUUAAUAAAAGUAAGAUCAUAAUUUAGUUAUAAUUGAAAAUUUAUCUAUUUAUUAAUCUAAUUAAGAUUGGAUAGAUUAUUUCAAUAAAAUAGAUCCAAUUAGUUUAAGUGAAAUGAAUAAAAUUAAUAUUGAUAAUGCUCUUAUUAAUUUAAAUGGAUGCUAACUUAUAAUUAAAGAAUUAAUAUCAGAAGGAAUAUUUAUUUCUCCUAUUUUAAAAAUUAUAGAAUCUUAAAAGAUAUAAAUUACAAAUUGCAAAGUACAUUCUAUUAAGACUUUUUAUUCAUUUAGUAUUUUAUAUUUUGGAUAAACUAAAACAAUUAAAUCCUCUAUAUUUUUAGAAGGUAUUUCCAUAAAAAAUAUAACAAUAUAUUAAUUAAAUAAUGAGGAUAUAAUCUAAUAAAAAGAUUUUCAGAUUAAAUUUAAUUUUAAUAAAUGUACUAUUUAAAAAAGUAUUUCAACAAAUGAAAUUUCAUCAAGUCAUUCUUUUUAAUCAAUUUUAUAAUAUUUAAAUUAAAAUAUAUCUUAAAAAGGAUCUUUAAUUUUUAUUUAGAGUAUUUCAAAUGAAAAUUUAAUAAAUCUUAAAUCUUUUAGUAUAAUGUAAAAUAAUUAAUCAGGAAAUUUACAUGGAUUAAUUUAUUUUGAUCUAUCUGGUUUCUAAGUUUUAAAGAUUGUAGAAGUUAAUUUCAUAUAGAAUAAAAUAGAUUAAGUAGGAUGUCUUAACUUUAUUGCAAAUAAAAACUUAGAAAAUAAAAUUAUUAUAAUAAAUUCCAAAUUUAUACUUAAUAAUGGUACAUAUGGUUCUGCCAUUUAUGCAAAAUAAGUAAUAAUCUAAAUUAAAAAUUGUUAAUUUAUAAAGAAUAUUGCAGGAUAACAUGGUGGAGCAAUUUAUAUGGAGAAUUGUAGUAACAAUUUUAGAAUUACUAAUUCCUUAAUAUUGGAUAAUAAAGCUAAAGAAGGAGGUGGAAUAUAUUUUAAUGGAAAUAAUCAUAUAAAUAAAAAUAAUAUAAAAGAUUCUUUAAUUAAAUUGAAUUCUGCUGAAAAAUUAACAGAUAAUAUUGUAGAAUUACCACAUCAUUUAACUUUAACAGUAAAUUCUUAUGAAAUGUUAUCUUCCUAAUAUAUAACUGAAAAUAUGAUUACAAAUAUACUUAAAUUAAAUUCUUAUAAAAUUAUAGAAUAAGGCUAAUUAUUAGAAACAAAUUAUCUUUAUCUACCUAGUAAUCAACAAAUUGACAAUUUCAAAUUAUAUAAUCCAAAUAAUGAAGGAUUUUUGUCUUACAUUUAUGAGUUAUCUAUGUAUUUCUAAAACAGUUUAAAUGAAAAAGUAAAUAAUUUUAUUAAUUUCACUUGCAAUUUAUAAAUGUUGACAUUAACAUAAAGUAAUUAAUCAAUUAAAGAUCCUAAACCUAUUUAAUUAUUAACUUAUGAUUUAAAAACUAGUACUUAUGAUUUAUCAUAAUUUUCUUUUACUUUUGAUCCUUAUAAGAAUAUUGAUGAACUUCUUUUAGUCUAAAUAAAUUGCUCAACAUAAUAAAAUACAAAUAAUUUGAGAUACAUUUUUAAAGCAAAAACUUUCAAAUGUCAAUUAGGAGAAUUUUAUAUUAAUGACGGUUGUUAAUUAUGUCAACCAAAUUAAGGAUUUUAUUCAGUUACUUAUAAUGCUACAAAAUGUUCAAUAUUUGAUAAGGCAAAGUUUUAGAACAUCACUUCUAAUAAAAUUUAAUUAUUAGAAGGAUUUUGGAGACCAAAUAUAUUGUCAGACUUAACUGAAUAAUGCUUAUAAUGUAAAAAUUGCUGUAUAGGAGGUUGGGGAGUUGGAAAUAGUCUUUGUGUGUUAGGACAUAUAGGUGGUUUAUGUGAGGAAUGUGAUAAUUACAAUAUUUAAGGAAAUGGACAUUAUUUUAAAAUUUUGUAGAAUUCAUCUUGUUCUAAAUGCUAUUAUUUUUUUUAAGGUUUAGUUCCAUUUCUUAUGUCUUCAGUAUGGUAAUUGCUUAAAUUAAAAUAGGGGUGUUUUGUAGAUUCUAUUGACAUUAAGAAGUAUAGAUAGAUCUAAUCAAUUAUUUUCAUCAUUAAAAUUAAAAUAAAAGUUUGGAAAGAUACUCUUUAAAUUAAAUUAAGGUAUUAAUAAUAGUAUUUUAGAUCAUGAAAGUAUAAUGAUAAAAAUGUUACUUAAUUAUUUAUGGAUUUUCUCUAUUAUUUUUACUUUUAAUAUUUCUUUUUCUUUUUCUUUUGAUUUUGUUGAUUAAGCAUGUAAUACUUCUUUUUUUAUGGCAAAUAGUUUAGAUUGUUAUCUAAUACAAAUAUAAGAUAUAUAAGUUAAUUAUUCAAGAAUUAUAACUUAAUUUAUUCUAAUAUUUGCUCAAUUACUAUUAAUUUGUGGAAGUUUCAAAGUUCAUUCUAUAGCUACUAAAAAUAAAUUUAAUAAAAGUAUUGUAUCAAAUACAGCUCUUUAUCUUUAUCUUUCCAAUUUUGCUGCAAUAAUUAAAUAGUAAUAUUUUGAAUACAUUUAGAUUCUUUUCAUUAUUAGCAAAAAGGAAAAUUUCAAAUAUUGAUUACAUUUAAGGAAAUGUUUCACUAUAAUUUAAUACAUAAUCACAUGAAAGGUGGAUAUAUUUUUUUAUUUUACCAGGAUUAGGAUUGAUAGGAUGUUUAAUACCAUUUAUUUUGUUUUCUUUAAUGUUUCUUAUGAGAAAAAAACUUGAUUUAAUUAAAAUUAGAAGACACAUCUGUUAUAUGUUUAAUGAAUAUAAUGAUGAAAGUUUCUUUUGGGAAUUUGUUAAAAUUUGGAAAAAAACAAUAUUAAUUAGUAUUCUAACAUAUUUUGAAUCCAAUAUAUUUUUAAAGGCUUCACUCAUAGGAUUAUGUUUAUUAUUUUAUUAAUUAUUGGCUCUCAAAAUCAAACCAUAUAUUAUUAAAAGUUUAAAUUUACUUGAUAUUUCUACUGAUUAAAUUUGUUCAAUUACAAUAUUUUUGGCAGCAGUAAAAUAUGUUAGUGAAUAAGAACAAAAUAAUGUUUAAUCAGUUUUGCUUUAAGUGCUUAUUGCUAUACUAUGUAUUAAGCUUUGUUACCCUUUUUUAUAAGAUAUUUUUAGGGUUUACUAUAAAAAAUAUAAGAUAAUAUAUCUUACUUAUUUAAUAAAGAUAUUUAAGUAUAUAAAGCCUAAUUCCUUUUUUGUUGUUUAUUUAAACUAAUAAUUGAUGAAUUGGAAGGAUAAGGAAGUAUAAUUAUAAAAGAAUUACUUAAAACUUAAAUAAUAUUUAUUUAAUGUAUCAAGAACUUACUCUUAACAAUAAAAGUAAGUAUCUUGUUAAUUUAAUUAGAUAAAUACAAUCUAUUCUUUCUCCAUCAUAAACUUAAAGGAAUAGAUUAACCAGCAAGGAUAAUGAAAUUAAAAUAUUAUUAAUAUCAGAUAGAGAUUGA